CGCGCUGCGAUACCAUUCAGAGGCACAGUAGAACAGGACACAGAGGGAGAAGAGGGUCAAACUUCCUAUUAAACAUGACAGUGUAGUUUGUCUCAAUUCCGCACAUAAAACAGAUACUACUAAACGUGACGCAGAAAAUCUCCGAAGAGAAGAAAACAUCAAAAAAUUGAGCCAUGCAAAACAAGGCAGGCUUAAACAAGUGCUCUGACCCAGUGCACACAGCAGCCAAUCAGGCCACCAUGCCCCGCGAGCCGAAGGAGAGACGCAAGCGUCGCCGUCAUCCCACGGCGCUCUGCAGCAUCUCGUGCGCAUCCGACCCGCGACUACAACACAAGCAUCCUGUGGAGAUCCCGAUCCAGCGGCCGAUGAGCGCGCGGACGAUCCAUGGGCGCGCUGGAUAUGCGGCGGAGGGACUCCAGCCCCCGGACGAAGACGGUGUGUGCGGGGGAGCGAGCGGAGUCGGUGGGAUCUGACGUGGUGCCGCAGUGACAUCAUCCUGCCCCGGAGCAGCGGAGGAUAAACUGGACGCCAAUUUAUUGUACUCCGGGGCCACGUCUAGCGUCGAAAGCGACUGCAGAACAGGAACGACGACGAAGGGCAAAUGCGCCUCUCACUCUCAACGUGAACGGUUCCUGGUCCCUGCGACAUGAGAGUCGGUCUUCGGGAGUGCUCCAGGAAGGUUCACGCGGAUUUUGCGCCUCGGAGAUGACAGGAAAAGUCCUGCCUGUGCGGGACGAGCGUCGCGGAGUUGGGCGUGUCGCAGCUUGUACACGUGUCCGCUAUUUGAGUCCAUCGAGCCGAGCCACGUGACACGGGAUCCAUCCCCGUUCCCGCCUCAGACGAUGCCCGGGAAGAUUAUGUUUUUAUGAGGAUUAUUCGAUCCUUCGACUGCAUAUUGGCUGGCCUCAACCUGUCUCAACCCUUAGAUUGAACAAAUUAGAGCCAUGGCUUGAACUGUGGGCGCCGGGAUGUCCCGUUCCGUGACGGUGUCCCCGUGACGUCCCGCGCUAAUUUCCUGCCUCACGUCACGGUGAUUCUCAAUUGUUUUCAUCCGCACCCAUCCCCACGACCUCCCCGGUCCCAACCCCAAAGAGCUGUUCAUCAAGCGCAUAUGGACCCCGCGCUGCAUCACGGCAUGUCCACCGUCGACGCGGAGGGCGAAAGCAGCACCGAGAUCGAGGACCGCCUCCUCUCCAUGUCGGCGGGAGAGUCAUCCCGCCUCCGGCGACGGCCUGCCGUCGCGCUGCGCGACACAGGGCCCGCACCGCGCUCCCGGGCGUCGGGGUCGGGCUCCUCCCGCGGUGGCACGGGCAUGGGCACGGGCAGUGGGAGCAGCAGCAGCAUGCGGAAGGAGUGGUACGAGCUGUCGUGUGGGGGCGCCGCCGCCGCGGUGGAGGCACCGCAGUACCCGUGGUCCACCCACAGGGGCGCUACAGAUCUCGAAGGGCGCGAGGGCGCCGAUAAAGACGACUACAACGAUGAUGAUGAUGAUGAAAGAGACGCGCGGCCGCCCGUGGAGAUGAUCCCCGGCCAGCCGGCGCACAAACGACGCCGCCUGUGUGCCGUCCCCCGCACGGAUCGCGCGCGGACUACGAACGGGUGCGGUGGCACCGUGCACGCGCGCGUGGCACAGGGACCGCCGGUGCGGCCGCUUCCCCGGCCGUUUGGGAUGGACCGUGCAGGGAGGGAGCAGCACGAGCGGGAGCAGACAGAGCGGGAGCAGCGAUUGGGGUUCUGGGUCGGCACGGUGUCUGGGCGGCACACCACUGUCGUGCCGCUCGAUGGGGUGUACUUCUCCGAGAAUCAGCGGAGGGCGUUAGAGAUGUUUGCACGGGAUGAAGAGGAUGGGGCUGAUGGAGUGGAUAAGUUUGGCUGCGGACAAAGGGAGUGCGGAUGCGAGAUGCAGGGCGUUGGCUGCGCAGUUUGCGGAAACCCUCUUGGCAUACUGCGUCUCUUCUGCGCCAACCACAAUGGUGGCACGAAUGAAAGCGGAUACUGGUUCUUUCGGGGAGCUGUCAGCGCGACUGCUUUGCCCACAUCGAAUCUCAAUGCUCAACCCACUCGACGAUCGAUGUACGACCGGCGCAGAGACAGCUGGUACACCAAUACUGCCCAGUCCUUUUCGAUGGAGGACUCAGACGACGAUGAAGAAAGCAUGCUUCUGGCUGCACCCCCACCGAUCAGCGUCGAGGAGUUCGAGGAAGCACAGCUAGCAAUGCGACGGCGAGCAAGCCUCGUAGAACGCCGGUCGAGCCUACGAUCCCUCAUUGCCGAUGCUUCCACAGCAGGUGACACAGCUCCUGACCCUCCCGAAUCUUCCACACGUGAGGCUCUUGUUCCCGAUGCCCCGGGGUUUGUCGUCGUGACCGAUGAGAUGGUUGCCGGUGCACCCGCACAGCCUCCGCCGGGAGAUGCUGCUGGUGCUGGUGCUGGUGGUGGCGACGUGGCAAUGGGGGCGGUGGCAGAGAACGAGCCUGCGCCGUCUGCUGUAGACUCUGAACCGAUGCCGUCGGCCUUGGCCUCGAUCGCAGCAGAACGCGCACGGUUGACCGGCCUGCGGGAACGCAUCAGCACGCUCGUGGCCCUGCGCAGCUCUUUGUCAGCGACGGCCAACUCCCCCGCUUCACACGCCGCGGUGACCUCCCUCCUCCAAGGCUUCCGCGACGUCAUCCAAGAUCAGUCGCGCACGCUCACCAGUCUGGGGCGGCUGCUUGAUGGCGCGGAGCAGAGUUCCGCUUCUGGUGCGGUCAGCGACGAGGGCCGCCGCCUGCUUGUGGAUGCACGGGAGACCAUCGCGCGGGCCGAGGCUGCGCUGAGACAUGCGCGGAGAAUGGCAGACUCCGGAGCGACGAGUGUUGCUACCUCCAUGCCCGGCAUGUUUUUCGAUCGUUAGCUUGUGUUUGCGGCUAUGCUUGCUCCCUUAUUUUUCGCUAUUCGUUGCUCUCCUCCUUGCACGCGUAUCAACUUGACCCGGAAGGCUAUGUACAUAGGCAGAUUCAACAGCUUGAGACGGCUGCAAAAUAUUACGAUCUCAUCUCCAUCAUUGAUAUUUUCAGAGUCUCAUUGAUCAGCUGCAAUGCUAUCGAUAAAGUGA
Molecule: messenger RNA, 3094 nt
Organism: Mycena citricolor
Lineage: Eukaryota; Fungi; Basidiomycota; Agaricomycetes; Agaricales; Mycenaceae
Source: the annotation of a GenBank genome assembly